Messenger RNA from Notechis scutatus (mainland tiger snake), 795 nucleotides. NCBI's taxonomy places the organism in Eukaryota, Metazoa, Chordata, Lepidosauria, Squamata, Elapidae. The record is from RefSeq and is a predicted model, not a curated record.
GCUGGCUGAGGAGGGUUCUGGGAGUCGAAGUCCACAAGUCUUUAAAAGUUGCCAAGUUUGCUCUAGACUUUUGGGCCAAUGCAUCCGUGGCGACAGUGGCACAUCUGCAGCCGUUGUGACCUUCCGAAUCCCACUAAAGGGAUUAAUCCAGGCAGCUUCCGUCUCGGCACGUCCAGGCCGUGUUCACCCUCCUGGCUCGCUGGCCUCCCCUCCCAUCUUCACGGAAGCGGCCGGGGCCGCCCCCUGCCAGCCUGGCUCUCCAGUCCUGUAAAAACCCAGGUUGCCCGAUGCCUGUCAUUCCUAUCCCACGGCGGGUUCGGUCUUUCCACGGGCCCCACACGACUUGCCUGCACUCGGCCUGCGGGCCAGUCCGGACCGCCCCCCUGGUGCGCACCAAGUACAACAACUUUGAUAUCUACCUGAAGUCGCGCUGGAUGUACGGGGUGAUCCGUUUCCUGCUGUACUUCAGCUGCAGCCUUUUCACUUCCGUCCUCUGGGUGGCGCUGGCGGCCUUGUUUUGCAUUCAGUAUCUCAGCAUCCGGUUCUUCCUCCGCUUCCAAUACAAACUCUCUAUCACCCUGCUGCUGUUGGGAAGGAGGCGGCUGGACUUUAGCCUGGUCAACGAGCUGCUCAUCUAUGCCAUUCAUGUCACCAUGCUGCUGGUGGGUGGGCUGGGCUGGUGCUUCAUGGUUUUUGUCGACAUGUAAAUAAAGGUCUGGAGGAGCCAGAGCCAGGGUGACUCUUGACCUGGGGGUCAGACCCAUCUCUGACCCUUCCUCCACUCUCCUCCUGUAA